AUGGCCUCCCGGCGCGCAGUACUGCCGCUGCGCAGCCUCCUCAGCAGGCAAUGCGCCGGCACCCUCCGCCUGCAACAGAGGGCAUCCAGCUCCUCAUCUACACAGGCACUCGCCUACAAGGCCCUCCACCGCCGCAUCGCGCCGCUCCCAACCGAAGACCGCCCUCCGGCAUGGUCGGCGCCUGCUGCCGUCAGCAACAUUCUCUACGAGACACCACUUCCGUCACAGGCCCCCCCAAAGAGUCACAUCCUCAAUUGCUUGGUCCAGAACGAGCCCGGUGUGCUGUCCCGUGUAUCCGGUAUCCUGGCCGCCCGUGGCUUCAACAUUGACAGUCUGGUCGUCUGCAACACCGAGGUGGAUGAUCUCUCGCGUAUGACAAUUGUGCUCCAAGGUCAGGAUGGGGUUAUAGAACAGGCCCGCCGCCAAUUGGAGGACCUAGUCCCUGUCUGGGCUGUGCUCGACUACACGGAAUCACCCCUCGUUCAGCGCGAGUUGCUUCUCGCAAAGGUCUCGAUCCUCGGACCUGAGUACUUUGAGGAGCUUCUUGCACACCACCGUGAAAUGGCCCAGCCACCCGAGACGGAUCGUCACGAAAUCGAGAACAUGUCAGAGGAUGAGCGCAACGCUGCAGCACACGAGGCUGCUCGUGAGUCGCUGAGGAAGGACUACCACCCCACAAACCUGCCCAUCAGUCAGGCGCUUCGACACAAGCACGAACAUCUGCGUGCCAUCACCUUCAUGACUCAUCAGUUUGGUGGGAAAGUGCUUGACAUUAGCACCAACAAUUGCAUAGUAGAAGUUUCGGCAAAGCCCACCAGGAUCGACUCGUUCAUGAAGCUGAUUGCACCAUUUGGUAUUCUCGAAUCGGCGAGAACUGGUCUAAUGGCUCUACCCCGCUCUCCUCUCCACAAUAGCGCAGAAGUCGAGGAGAUGGAGGCACAAGAUGUUGUCGACAACAGCCUGCUCCCCCCAGGUUAA
Messenger RNA from Bipolaris zeicola 26-R-13, 978 nucleotides. RefSeq lists its product as uncharacterized. Bases 1 to 978 code for a protein of 325 amino acids. The transcript has 2 exons. Gene Ontology annotation, molecular function: acetolactate synthase regulator activity. Gene Ontology annotation, biological process: branched-chain amino acid biosynthetic process. Gene Ontology annotation, cellular component: mitochondrial nucleoid; acetolactate synthase complex. Lineage: Eukaryota; Fungi; Ascomycota; Dothideomycetes; Pleosporales; Pleosporaceae. The record is from RefSeq and is a predicted model, not a curated record.